GAGUAGGAGCAUUGGUGUAAUAAUAUACCAUGUGUUUUAUAAAUCUCUGACUUCAUUCCUCAAUUAUUCGUGACAAGGUUUUUCUCACGUAGGCGCAACGUCGCGGCUCUGUUCAGAAUAUAUUUCGCUUCUGGAACAAUCGAAGACUGAUAAUUAAACGUGAUAUUUAUAAAAUUUACUAAAUAUGUUGUUGUGCCAUUUGCUAGUUCCUUUUUUCGCUUUUCUUUGUGUUUCCUAUGUAUCGUGUGAAGUUUUUACCGCCUUAGCAGAUUUGGAAGAAUUGCUGGACACGGAAAAAGUUAUUAUAGAUACAUUAAAAAAUUACAUCAAAGCAGAAGAGCAAAAGGUUGAGUUAUUGAAACGAUACGCGGACAUAUACGAAAUCCAACAUAAUAGGGCUACUGAAGAUGUUCAGACGUAUGUUUCGAAUCCUAUAAAUGCCUAUACGUUAGUGAAGCGGUUGACCACAGAUUUGACUGAACUAGAGAAUCUUAUGGGAUCACAGAUUAGUAGAGACUAUUUAACUAAUAUUAGCUAUUUUAAGGAGAGCCGAUUGUUUCCUACCGACGAAGAUCUUAAUGGUGCUGCUGUAGCUUUAACUCGAUUACAGGAUACCUAUAGGUUAGACACAUCUUCACUAGCCAGGGGCGAAUUGAAUGGAAUUAAGUACAGUGCUGAACUGACUGCAGCUGACUGUUUUGAACUGGGACGACAGAGUUACAAUAACGGUGAUUAUUACCACACUUUAUUGUGGAUGACCGAAGCCAACGAAAGGUUGCGUAAGGAAGCCAACCAAACGAUACAUCAGAGUGAUAUUUUGGAAUAUUUAGCAUUUUCUACUUAUAAACAGGGUAAUAUACAUCUAGCUUUAGAUCUAACAAAUAAGCUUUUGGAGAUAGUUCCAACACAUCCGAGGGCGUUAGGAAAUAAGGUUUAUUACGAAGACGAGCUACAGAAAUCAAUCAGUUCGCCUAAAAAGAAAGGCGAUGAUGAAUCCGAAGAUAUACAACAGCAAGACGAGGUGCAUGUGCCUUCUGAUCCGUAUGGAAGAGAACAUUAUGAAAGAUUGUGUAGAGGGGAAAUCAAAAUGCCUGCUGAUUUAGAAGCCAAACUGAAAUGUCGGUAUGUUACCAACAACAAUCCUUUCUUAAAGAUCGCACCUUUCAAAGUGGAAGAAGCGUUCAUAAACCCAAAUCUGUACAUUUUCCACGACGUUAUGGGAGACAAAGAAAUUGAAACAGUCAAACGUCUGGCCCGACCUAAAUUCCAAAGAGCUACAGUACAAAAUUCGGUAACAGGGGAAUUAGAAAUAGCCCACUAUAGAAUCAGUAAAUCCGCGUGGUUAAAAGAACACGAGCAUCAACAUAUAGCCGAUAUUGCUCAAAGAGUCGAAGAUAUGACUGGCCUGUCGAUGGCAACAGCUGAAGAAUUACAAGUUGUUAACUACGGUAUAGGCGGCCAUUACGAACCUCACUUCGAUUUCGCGAGAAAAGACGAGAAAAAUGCCUUCAAAAGUUUAGGAACCGGAAACAGAAUAGCUACGGUUUUGUUCUACAUGAGUGACGUGCCACAAGGUGGAGCCACUGUUUUUCCUAUCGUCGGUGCUGCCCUCUGGCCCAAAAAAGGAUCAGCUGCUUUCUGGCACAACCUUCAUCCUAGUGGCGAUGGCGAUGUUUUGACCAGACACGCCGCCUGUCCUGUUUUGGCAGGUUCUAAAUGGGUGUCGAAUAAAUGGAUCCACGAAGUAGGUCAAGAAUUUAGAAGACCCUGUACACUAGAAAGACCUCCUGAAGAUCUACGUGCGUAGGUUACUAUUAUCGUGGAGUAAGUAAUCUCGAAGACUUAGAUCUUGUUUCUUGCCAAAUAUCGUAGUUUUUUACUUUAAGUUUUAAUACUUUCAGUUUUGAUGCAGUGCAAUAGUUUUGUGUGAUGCAAUAAUAUAUAUCUAAUAAUAGGACAACAGUUAAAAACUGGACAUCAAUAGUAUCCUCUAAAUGCCAAGAAGUUUGUUGUUUCUUCUCUUCUUAUUGCGCCGUCUACUUUCGAAGGCUAGCGAUCCAAAUAGCAAUUGUAGCUUUGGAAACUGCUGCACGAAAGAUUUCUGUGGAUGAGCAGUCAAACCAUCUCCUCAGGUCUUUCGCCCCGAGUUUUGGCAUCUUUCAACUGAUCUUUUGCCCUGCAUUUUACCUUCCAAUAUGAUUUGGAGUAAUUUAUAUCUUUCACCUCUAAACAUGUGACUCAAGCAUUGUAUUUUCCUCUCUUUGAUUAUGUUGUUUAAAUAUGACAAAAUAUUUUUGAUAGAAAAACACGAAAAAAAUUUUUAGUUGAUUAUCUGGAUAGAAAUUCGUAUUGUUUAUACUUCGUACUAUAUGAACUAUAUACUAUAUGAACGAAAACUUCGUUCUUUUGAACCCUACUUAUAGUCAGGCAUACGGUUUUCCGGGUCUUUUGUGAACUAUCUUGUGGCACUUAUUUGGAUUUAUAGAUUGGUAGCCAUGGUGUUUAACUUAUUUUUUUACAUAUAAUUCAAUUACUUUUUGUGUUAACACUAAGCUCAUUAUUGAUGUCCAGUUCUCAGUUAAUGGAUACAUCAUCAACAUCCUGUUAGGUGCUGAUCUUUCUUUAGGUAUCGUAGAUACCGACUUAUUUUAGACAAUUUAAUGGGUGCAAGGUUAGUUUUUUUUUAGUAAUUAAUAACAAGUAAUUUUUUAAGCAAAGUAGUUAUUGGAAUGGAAUUUUAACCUCAAACAGAUAUCUUAUCUGUUGUACUAUAUGGAUAUGAUACCUGUCUGAGGUAAUAAUUAUAUUCAAAUAGAAGUGUAUUUAUUAGCACCCCUACAUAAAUUUUCUAAAAUAAUUUGGUAUCUCUAUAUAUGGUAUCUAUAUAUAAAUAUUUGGUAUACAGUCACAACCAGUAUAGAACAUUUAUGGUAUCUUCGAAACUCUAUUAUUGCUUAAAUUCUUUUAAAAUCUAAAAUAGCAACAGUUAUUAAAGAGGAAGAAAAAGGACUAAAAACGUGGCUUAGAAAGUACCGCAAUUAAACAGAAGAAGUAUAAGAAAAACAAGAUAGUAAGUUAUGUAGAAAUGGUUGAAGGAAGUAUUGGUACUUGGAGAACGAAAAAGCAGAAAAUAUUAUUUGCAAGUACAGUGAAUAAAGUGAUUAAAUACAACACUAAUAUUUAAAGUAACUUAAACUUAAAAAUAGAAAUCAUGGAUUAAAAGGACUUCUUGUUAUAGUGCGUUGGCGAAUUAUAAGGCCAGAUACAUCUAUCUUUUGCGACAUGUAAAAGCUUGCCAGUGUUAUUUAUGCCUGUCCAGUUCUUUAUGUUUCGUAUCCACGACCUUUGUUUGCGACCUUCUCCUCUCUUGUCUCUCUUAAAAUGACUAUAU
Molecule: messenger RNA, 3391 nt
Organism: Diabrotica balteata
Lineage: Eukaryota; Metazoa; Arthropoda; Insecta; Coleoptera; Chrysomelidae
Source: the annotation of a GenBank genome assembly